Symsagittifera roscoffensis is the source of this 1023-nucleotide messenger RNA. RefSeq lists its product as uncharacterized. Gene Ontology annotation, biological process: response to reactive oxygen species; lipid metabolic process. Gene Ontology annotation, cellular component: cytoplasm. The transcript has 3 exons. The coding region runs from base 123 to 752 and encodes 209 amino acids. Lineage: Eukaryota; Metazoa; Xenacoelomorpha; Acoela; Convolutidae. The record is from RefSeq and is a predicted model, not a curated record.
GCAGUCAACUGUCGAUUGUUUAUUCUCAAUAACUUUCCAAAGUUGACAUAACAUAAUUCAAAUUAAUGCGUUAACCUUUAAACAGCCUUUGUAGCCAAAAACCAUUCGAGCAAAACUUCAAAAUGGUUUUCAGAAUAGUAAGUCACGUUGCGAGUCUCUUGACUUGGUUGUAUCUUGUUCAGUUAUUGCAUUGCUGUUGCCAUGACAAAGACGACAGUUGGAACUGCGCGCGGAGUUUGACCCCUGAAGAGCUUCCACGGGAGGGGGAUUUGGAGGGGGAGUGGUACGAGAUGGGAAGAACUUAUUUUCCAUACGAAUAUAAACAGAGCUGCAAUGUCUUCAACUUCAGUUAUAUCGCAACUGAUGAUCAAGGUCAAAAAAUGCACUUCCUCAAGAUGACUGCGAGGGAGGAGAAUGGACAAGAGAAGAUCACCUACCUCACCAUCUUGCAACCCAAUCCCCCCUCGGGUCUGUUGGAUUUCGACUUCCACCACCGGUCUCCAACAACCUUCUCCAAAUUCCAAGCAUACGUCAUCCACUUCCAGAGAGGAGAGUAUAUGGUGUUGUACGCGUGCCAGAAUGAAGUAAAGGCAUACCUGCAGGCGUACGUCCAUAAAGUGAAACAUGCUUGGAUUCUGUCACGUACCCCCAACAUGAACGAAGACACUUUGGCCCGAUUACAGAAAGAGCUGCUGUCAGUUGGAGGCAUCAGAAACAACCAACUAUCAAGAGUGGAACAAAAGAAGUGCUAGAAAGUGCUGGGACAAACGAUUUAGAGUGAAAAAAAUUAUUCAAAGUCUAACUGAAACAAAUUGACUGAGAAAAUUAAGUAUGAAUCAAUUUUUGCUCAGAAUGUAAACGAGUAUAAUUUUAUGAUGCCUGAUUCAAUUUUUCACCUCAACUAAAUUAUUUUUAAUGUUGCUCCAACAUAUAAAAAAUUGUUAAAAUAUCUUCAUGAUGAUGGGUUGCUGGCUGUGCCUUUUGAUAAAAAGGUUGAUUUGUGCGUAACGAAGAAGCGAAUUA